UCAAGCCAGCUUCUCUCAGCUUCUUUUUCAAGCCUGAGGCGUCACAGCUCCUUACUUGCUGCCCUUCAUACGAAGCUGAUCGGCCACCUCUCAACAACAAAGAUGAAGAUAGGGAAGGCUCCUGAGCUCCUGAAGAAGGCCGUAGCGAUGUGCAAGAGCAAGACCACCAGGCUCCUCAUCCUCGCCUCGCUCCAGCGCCGCAGGAUGUCCAUGGGCGUUGUGGUCUCUCGCAAGAUCGACGCGCUCAUUGUGGCCGACUGGGAGAGAGCGGACCGCCACAAGGCUCUCGCGCUACAAACGGUGGAGAAGAGACCGGUAAUCAUCCAGGAGAGUGACUUGGAGGCCAAUUUCUCUCGUCACUUGGCGAUGUUCGGUCAAGAGAAUGGUCAUGGUGGCUGCCCAGCUAACCGAACACUGCAUCCCCUAUUCAACAACAACCACGCCAACUACCAUUACACUGAAGAUGAUGAUGUGCUACUUGAUUCAUGCGAUCAAGAUGAUGAUGAUGAGCUGUCAGUCAUGGAUCUGAUCAUGAGCAAUGGAGAAGUUGAGGGGAUGGAGUUCAACAUGGAGGAGGACAUUGAUCAAGCUGCUGAUAUGUUCAUUAGGAGGUUCCGACAGCGGCUGAAUGAGGGAUUUUAGGGUCUUAUUAGCACAUGCAUGCAUGUAUCUUAGAUUAGGGCGUUGUCUUCUUUUUAGGUGCCCAAAAAUUAGAAAAUUUUGUGGACAUCAAUAUGAAUAGGAGUUGAGGCUUGACAAGCAGUUAUCCUUAUUUGUUAGGUUAAUCCAAACAAGUUUGAAUUUGGCUAGAAGUGCGCUAGUUGUGUCCGGUUAGGAUUAGUAGUGUGAUCAGCGUUGCCGGUAAUUAAAUUAGGAAAGUUAUGUACGGCAACACCAAGAGUACUAACCGUACGUGAGUUAGUAUAUAGAUGAGAGUCCUAGUCAUAGCUAUCCGAGUAGAGCUAGGAUGUCAUGUCCGUGUACGUGUCGUGUUAGGUUAUGGUGGAGUCGGCUACGCGCCAUGGUUAGGACCGAUAAGGGUUGCGUGAGUUUUGUAACACCGAUAACAGAGAGAAAAAGAGAAAAAAAAUAAAGAGGAAAAAGGGCACGAUACGAGCCCUUGACUAUCAAUUUUUGUGUGCGCGUUGUUUGUGUAAUUUGAUGUGAUCGACCCUGUGGGCAAUUUUCAACAACUGGUAUCUAGAGCAAGGUUCGAGUGAAGCUGCGCUUGCCCCGGGGUGGCGACCCUGCUAGCGCCUCGGGGCGGGCAAUAUAGUCGCCAUUGUAGCGACGAUGAGGAGCGGGCAAUACAGUCGCUGGUGUAGCGACGAAGAGCAGCAGGCGAUUUAGUCGCUAGGUGGUGCAGCGACGUGGGUGAUCGAGCGGUUGUCGUUCGGCGGAGAGGCGACGAGAAGGCGGUGGAAGGAGAUCGUUGACGGGAGCGGUUGUGCCGAGGUGCAGUGUUAGAAGAUCUUGUCAAGAUCGUCGUUCGGGGGGAGUGAGGAAGAGGCGGCAAAGUUGCGAGCUGUCGUCAAGGUGUGCACAUGAGUUCUUGUAAGGUGCGUCCAAGAGCUCAGGUGUGUGGAUCUUCUGCUGCAGUUGAGAUGCGUCACUGGCGGAGGAGAAUUGCAAGCGAGAGCUGGCGGAAAAAGGAAUUCGUGCCUUGCGUUUCUGUUCGUAGUCGUGGUGUUCCGGCGAGUUCAUAUACGGUGGAGAUGAGUUGGACGUAUAUGACGAGUUGUGUUGCCGCUGGACAUGAGAUGUUGUUUGGUAAGUUGUGUCACCAACGACAACGAGAAAGUGAAGAUGUGGCGGGUGAAAAGAUGUGUCUCCCCGUGCACAAGCAACCGACGAGAAGAUGAAGAUCAACACGAAGAUGGACACACACCAAGGCUGGGGGUCCCCCCUUUCCGAAGAAAAAAUUCCCAGGAAAACACCAGGUAUAGAGAAAGAGCCCGACAAAGGAAGCAGAAGACACUCAGCAAACAAAAAUUU
Triticum aestivum (bread wheat) is the source of this 1995-nucleotide messenger RNA. RefSeq lists its product as uncharacterized. Lineage: Eukaryota; Viridiplantae; Streptophyta; Magnoliopsida; Poales; Poaceae. The coding region runs from base 103 to 642 and encodes 179 amino acids. The record is from RefSeq and is a predicted model, not a curated record. The transcript has 2 exons.